Scedosporium apiospermum is the source of this 3066-nucleotide messenger RNA. RefSeq lists its product as uncharacterized. Gene Ontology annotation, cellular component: nucleus. The transcript has 4 exons. Gene Ontology annotation, molecular function: DNA-binding transcription factor activity, RNA polymerase II-specific; zinc ion binding. NCBI's taxonomy places the organism in Eukaryota, Fungi, Ascomycota, Sordariomycetes, Microascales, Microascaceae. The record is from RefSeq and is a predicted model, not a curated record. The coding region runs from base 1 to 3066 and encodes 1021 amino acids. Gene Ontology annotation, biological process: positive regulation of transcription by RNA polymerase II; aromatic amino acid catabolic process.
AUGAAAGGGUAUUCCCGCCAUGGGUCGACUGGCUCGCGCCAGAGCCCGCCGUCUACCGCCCCGCCAUCCGCGUCGCCCUCCGCAUCCCAACAACAGCCCUCUACCCAGCAUAAGCGCGUCUACCAGGCCUGCAUCCCGUGCCGUCGCCGUAAGGUGCGAUGCGAUCUCGGUAGCGUCGAUAACCCCCACGACCCCCCGUGCGUGCGUUGCCGCCGCGAGAGCAAAGAGUGCUUCUUUAGCGCUACGCGCCGCAAGCGCAAGACCGACGACGGCCUCGAUGUCGACGGUUAUCCCGCCGACGAGUACGUAAUUCGGAACGGACGGAAGCGCCUCUUUACCGGCGAUCCCUCUCCUCCGGCGGCUCUCGACCGGCGCCUGUACAGCGAAGUGCCCCUCAUUCCCAGCGGCCAGAUUCGGCGGGAGCCCUUGCGCCGCCCCGAGGGUCCACGCAGCACUACGAGCACCGGCCACGGUAGCACGAGCAGCCGUCACAGCGACUUUGGUGCUGGCACCGGCGACGACUCGAAUGCACAGCUAGAGAACAUCGAGGCCCAAACGGUGAUGCGUAGGGGCGUGUACGGGCCUCACGACGCUCUUGAUCUCCUCUAUAAGGCUGCCACUGAUGGUCCCUUGACGUCGAGCGAUCCGAAGAUAGACGGCCCCACUAUAACCACGACGUCGAUACCCCCGCCUCCGACGACUCGUACCGAUUCCACGCCGCGCCAAAACGUCCGAGACUCGAGGUCUGUGGAUGAGAGGAACGUGAAGAUGGAAGCUGCCAUCGACCCCGCGCUCACCAAGAAGAACCUGUCGUCGGAACCUGGUUACGCGUCGGCCAUAAAGGCAUGGAAUCGCUUCCGGUUUGUCAGGGCUGGCUGGUUUUCUGCCCAGGAGGCGAUCGAAUAUAUAGACUACUACUAUGAAUAUCUCUCACCGCUUACCCCCAUCUCCCCGCCGACUUUCCGCAGCCCCGGCUCCCAUCUUACCCUUCUCACCGAGGAGCCUGUGUUAACGGUAACUCUCCUUACUAUCGCCUCCAGAUACCGAAAGAUACCUGGCACCGGUGGGCUGUCCCGCUCGAAUGCGAUCCAUGAUCAGCUAUGGACAUACUUGCGGGGCAUGAUUGAACGUUGUCUGUGGGGACAGGAGGCCUUUGGCGGCGGCUUAUUGCCCCCAGGCUCCGUCGUCACGGAUGAGACCCAAACAAGCAGCACGGCGCCUUGGCGCGGCCUGCGCAAGGGAAGCCUUCGUACCCUCGGAACGAUUGAGUCCCUGAUGAUCCUUACAGAGUGGCAUCCGCGAGCGCUGCACUUCCCUGCGCCCGAGGCCAUCGACGAGCUGAUGCUUCCGUCGUAUGACCGGUCGGAUCCCGAUUUUGCCUUUGGUGAGGAGGGUGGUCAGCGCCCUGCUGGCGUUGGCGGAAAGAGGAUCGAGAGCUGGUUGGAGCCGGCGUGGAGAAGCGAUCGUAUGUGCUGGAUGCUUCUCAGCACCGCUACUGGUCUUGCCUACGAACUCGGAGUGUUUGACGACAUCGACGAGCUGCUCCGGGAUGGUGCCAUAACGAGACCGGAGUAUGAAGAGGAGACGUACCGCCAGCGCGCAUAUCGCAUCAAGAGGCUACUUCUAAUAUACGUUACACAGCUCGCCGGAAGACUCGGCUGGACUAACAUGGUCCCCGAGUCUCUUCGAAAGAGCGAUCCGGCCGUAUCCCGCCGACGGCCGACAGCUAUGGACGGCGCCACUCCCGGAACGAACCCUUCCUCGCUUUCGAACGCGUUCAAUUAUAUACCUGACUUAGAGCUCGACGACCAGAUUAUCCACUGCUGGGCGGGCAUCAGCAACGCGAUGCACAUUGGAAACGAGAAGCUCUUCCGGUCGAGGCAACACACCACUGACAUCAUCCAGAGCGGCAAGUACGUUGAUCUACUCAAGGAAUUCCAUCCCAUCCUCCGGGACUGGCACACGGAAUUCGAGCGGUUCCGCCUUCCCCCGUAUAUCCGACAUAUCCUCACUAUCGAGUACGAGUAUGUCCGCAUAUACAUCAAUUCGCUCUCUCUCCAGGCCGUCGUCGAGCGUUGCACCAGUAAUGCAGGCAACACGGCCUCUGGAAAUGGGAGCGCGGCGGGGAACGCGCCGCAACUCUCUCCCCAGACCCAAAACUAUUUUGGAAAACUACCCCUCGGCCAGCUGGGUGGCUUCGGUGCAGCCGACCAAGAAUACGUUAAGGAGGUUGUGAGUGGGAGUCGCAACCUCCUCAGGACCGUGGUAGACGGCCUUCUUCCCGGGGGCUAUCUGAAGCAUGCGCCUGUGCGGACGUAUUUCCGCAUUAUCAGCGGCGCUAUGUUCCUGCUCAAGACGUUCGCCCUCGGUGCCCCCCGCGCAGACGUCAAGCUCAGCAUAGACCUUAUGGACAGCACCGUCGAGGCUCUGCGCAACUGCGUGGUCGACGAUGUGCACCUCGGUAUCCGGUUUGCCGACCUCCUUGAGUCUCUGACGAGCAGGCUAAGGAACCGAUUCAUCCAGGCACCGACCAUUGCGCAGGCUGCUUCCGCUGACGCUAGGAGCGAUCAUGAGGGGGCCGCAGCUACCGGCAUGAAUGGCAUUGGCGGCCAGCAUGCGGGCGGUGAUACAAAUGGUUGGGUGGCGGAUGCUUCUAGGCUACGAGACGGCGUUAACGGACAUGACCGUCUCGGCUCUCCCACAAUGGCAAACAUCUCUGCAACACCCUUCGAUCUCAGCACCGGAACCUUCCCCUAUCCCUCCGGUGCCGCCUCUGUACUCAACCCUUCCACUCCGGCCCCGAUCGACAACAUCGCCGAGAACAAUACGACCAACAACAAUAACAACAACAGCAACAACCCUACCAGCGUCUUCGACGACUGGAACACCCCCGGUAACGAGAUGUGGUACCUGCCGCCGGGUCCGGCUUUCUUCCAGAAUAUGGAAAACACGGCGGUGGCCAUGACAGCAGAGGGUGUAAAUGUGGGCGGUAUGGAUUUGCUGGAGUACAUGGUGAUGGAUCAACCUUUUACGAACCUGGAUGGACAUACGUAUGGAGGAUCGUGA